CAUCCACCAAACAACAACAUCAUCAACACCAACGACACCCUUGCAUCACACGAUAUAUUACGCGCAUCCCAAGGCGACGAUUGAGCUGCUGGAUACUCUCCAUCUCUCGGACACGCGAGACUCGAAGACCUGUAACAAGACAAAGCACUCCUCGCCAUGGCCACAAAACGAAAGCUCGACACGGCUACGCCCGAGCCCGAAGAGCCCGUCGACCCCUCUGACGAGUUGAUGUUCCUGUGCUUGGGUGGUGGAAAUGAGGUCGGACGUUCAUGUCACAUUAUACAAUACAAGGGGAAAACUGUCAUGCUCGAUGCUGGCGCGCAUCCUGCCUACGAUGGUCUGGCCUCUCUCCCUUUCUACGACGAGUUCGACUUGAGCACUGUCGAUAUUCUUCUCAUCACUCACUUCCAUCUGGACCAUGCUGCCUCUCUGCCUUAUGUCAUGGCGAAGACCAAUUUCAAGGGUCGCGUCUUCAUGACGCACCCAACCAAAGCCAUCUACAAAUGGCUGAUGCAAGACUCAGUUCGUGUGCAGAACACCCACGCAACUGCAGAACAACCAACACAACUAUACACUGAAGCCGAUGUCCUCUCCACUCUUCCCAUGAUCCAGACCAUUGCCUUCCACACCACACACACCCAUACAGGUAUCAAAAUCACCCCUUACCCAGCUGGCCACGUGCUUGGUGCCGCCAUGUACGUGAUCGAGAUUGCUGGCCUCAACAUCCUUUUCACCGGAGACUAUUCCAGAGAACAUGACCGCCAUUUGAUCCCUGCUUCCGCUCCAAAGGGUGUCAAAGUCGACGUACUGAUCACCGAGUCAACUUUCGGUGUUGCCUCCCACAUACCCCGGCUGGAGCGAGAGACCGCCUUGAUGAAGAGUUUGACUGGAGUUUUGAAUCGUGGUGGCCGUGUUCUCAUGCCAGUAUUCGCUAUUGGCCGUGCCCAAGAGCUUCUUCUCAUUCUUGAAGACUACUGGAACCGUCACCCAGAGUACAGAAAAUAUCCCAUCUACUACGCCAGCAAUCUCGCAAAGAAAUGUAUGCUUGUCUACCAAACGUACAUUGAUGCUAUGAACGACAAUAUCAAGUCCAUGUUUCAGAACAGGCUAGCCCAAGCAGCUGACGGUAGCAGCGGCGAAGCUGGCGCUGGAGGUCCCUGGGACUUCCGCUGGAUCCGUAACCUGAAGUCUCUCGACAGGUUCGAUGACGUUGGUGGAUGUGUCAUGCUUGCUUCUCCUGGCAUGCUUCAAAAUGGAGUGUCUCGUGCACUCCUCGAGCGUUGGGCGCCAGACCCGAAGAAUGGUGUCAUCGUCACUGGUUACAGUGUUGAAGGUACCAUGGCGAAGAUGAUUUUGACCGAACCAGAAAGCAUCCAAGCGGUCAUGACUGGCAGGGUUGGCGGUAGAGUGCAGGGCGUAGGCGGCAGAGGAAAGCCCGGCACAGAAGGAGAAAAGGUUAUGAUACCCCGGAGAUGUACUGUUCAAGAAUACUCCUUCGCAGCGCAUGUCGACGGAACCGAAAAUCGCGAGUUUAUCGAGGAAGUCGCGGCCCCUGUCGUGAUCCUUGUCCACGGAGAGAAGACCAACAUGAUGAGACUAAAGUCCAAGCUAUUGUCACUUAACGCGAACAAAUCGACACCCGUCAAGGUCUUUUCUCCAGCCAACUGCGAAGAGCUCCGCAUCCCUUUUAGACAAGACAAGGUUGCCAAAGUCGUCGGUCGACUCGCAAACCAAAUCCAGAUAUCGAACGCUCCUCCUUCGCCCCCUGAUUCUGACGAAGGCGGCGUGACACGGGGUGAGAAGAAGUACAAGACAGCCAACGAGGAUCAGAUCGUAUCUGGAGUUUUGGUACAGAAUGAUUUCAAACUCAGCUUGAUGGCACCCGAGGACUUGAAGGAGUAUGCUGGUUUGACAACCACGACAAUCCUCUGCCGCCAAAGGCUUACACUUGCGGCCGCUGGACUCGACCUGAUCAAAUGGGCUCUAGAGGGUACAUUUGGAGCCAUCAAAACCAUUUCAUCACCCUCUGAAGAUGUGAAGGCGGAGACCAAUGGCGGUGCUAAAUUCGAAGAAGCCGAUGAAGAGAUCGAACGACACCAGGCGACAGUCUUCGAGGUCAUGGGAUCAGUCGUAGUUCAAAUUGCCAGCCGUGGCGAGAUUGAAGUUGAGUGGGAAGGCAAUAUUGCCAAUGACGGAAUCGCAGAUGCUGUUCUUGCCGUUCUGUUCACGGUCGAAAGCAGCCCUGCAGCCGUCAAGCAAUCGUCAAGUCAACACUCACACGACCACCAUGAAAACAAGCGUAACCUUCACGCACACAUCAGCCCAUCAGAAAGACUAUCCCGUCUAUGCAUGUUCCUCGAAGCUCAAUUCGGCGAAGAUGCCAUCACGCCUAUCUCAAGACCCAAACUCAACAUUUCCGAGGACGACGGCAGUGGUUCUUCUGACGAUCCCAUCGCAGCGGAAAAGGCCAGAGCUCAGCUGGAGAUGGUAGAGUUGGAGCGUCUUCACAAUGCAGGCAUUCCCGUACCGGGUCUGGAGAUUAAAGUAGACAAGAUUGUGGCCAAGGUUUGGCUCGAGACACUCGAGGUAGAAUGCAGCAUGCGGAGCAUGGCUGACAGGAUCCGCGCUGUGGUUGAACGGGCUGUUGAGGUGGUUGCUCCACUUUGGGAGUAAGGGAAUUAGUCGGCAUGACAGGCCAGGAGAAACUGGAGGAAGACAAAACGGAACUUAUGGACACUCCGAAGCUAUUCAAGGAGCAGAAAUAUUAUGUACGCUCCCGGGUGGAAUCGCAACAUUAGGGAAAGCAGGGUCCAGGCGUAACAUGGUAGUCGUAGGCAGUAUUUGCUGAUCAUUCAAUACUCUGCAAGCUCACAACAUUGAUUUAUUGUCCCUCAGCCGUCAGGCACUGCCGGGUGAUAUAGGCAAGAGUUGUGAGAAGGCUGAUGGUUAUUUUCUAGUGGCCGAGGAGGUUCACAGGGCU
Molecule: messenger RNA, 2980 nt
Organism: Aureobasidium pullulans EXF-150
Lineage: Eukaryota; Fungi; Ascomycota; Dothideomycetes; Dothideales; Saccotheciaceae
Product: Metallo-hydrolase/oxidoreductase
Exons: 5
Coding region: 157-2673 (838 amino acids)
Biological process (GO): mRNA 3'-end processing by stem-loop binding and cleavage
Cellular component (GO): mRNA cleavage and polyadenylation specificity factor complex
Molecular function (GO): RNA endonuclease activity; RNA binding; 5'-3' exonuclease activity
Source: RefSeq, a predicted model, not a curated record